Messenger RNA from Lepus europaeus (European hare), 4507 nucleotides. RefSeq names its product mediator complex subunit 7 (gene MED7). Gene Ontology annotation, cellular component: mediator complex. The coding region runs from base 107 to 808 and encodes 233 amino acids. Gene Ontology annotation, biological process: regulation of transcription by RNA polymerase II. The record is from RefSeq and is a predicted model, not a curated record. Gene Ontology annotation, molecular function: transcription coregulator activity. Lineage: Eukaryota; Metazoa; Chordata; Mammalia; Lagomorpha; Leporidae. The transcript is spliced from 2 exons.
GUCGGUGGCUGCUUCCUGGGGAGGGAGAACGGAAGUCAGAUUUCGGUUGCGGUGGCGAAGGUAGAUUCUGGCGUCAACCAAGUGUAGAGGUGCUUGAUCUUCCACAAUGGGUGAGCCACAGCAAGUGAGUGCACUUCCUCCACCUCCUAUGCAGUACAUCAAGGAAUACACUGAUGAAAAUAUUCAGGAAGGUCUAGCUCCCAAGCCACCCCCUCCAAUCAAAGACAGUUAUAUGAUGUUUGGCAACCAGUUCCAAUGUGAUGAUCUUAUUAUCCGCCCCUUGGAAAGUCAAGGCAUCGAAAGGCUUCAUCCUAUGCAGUUUGAUCACAAGAAAGAACUGAGGAAACUCAAUAUGUCUAUCCUUAUUAAUUUCUUGGACCUUUUAGAUAUCUUGAUAAGGAGCCCUGGGAGUAUAAAACGAGAAGAGAAGCUGGAAGAUCUUAAGCUGCUUUUUGUCCAUGUGCAUCAUCUCAUAAAUGAAUACAGACCCCACCAGGCAAGAGAGACCUUGAGAGUUAUGAUGGAGGUCCAGAAACGACAGAGGCUUGAAACAGCCGAGAGGUUUCAGAAGCAUCUGGAGCGAGUGAUUGAGAUGAUUCAGAAUUGCUUGGCCUCUUUGCCUGAUGAUUUACCCCAUUCAGAAGCAGGAAUAAAAGUAAAAACUGAACCAAUGGAUGCUGAUGAUAGCAACAAUUGUACUGGACAGAGUGAGCAACAAAGAGAAAAUUCAGGUCAUCGAAGGGACCAGAUUAUAGAAAAAGAUGCUGCCUUGUGUGUCCUAAUUGAUGAAAUGAAUGAAAGACCGUGACUCAUGUUAGUUUUCUUUUUUUCCCUUUUGGUAAAUAGUAUAAUAUUAUUGGUUUAUUUUCUUUUGGGCAGUCUUAAAAUGAAUAACUAAAAGUUUAAAUGGCCUUUUUCUUGACUCUCCAGCUUUUUCACUUACGUAAUGUCAUAGGCAGCAAUUUCAGUAUAUAACAAGUGUAGGCAAACAGGGACCUGUGAAUUAAGAAUAAUGACCUGAAAAAGAAUGUUUGCUGCUGAUAUGUGGGGCAUUCUUGUUUUUGGAGUUGCAGUAAAACUUUGACAGUGUCCUUGGUAAUAGCAAGCUUUCAUCCUUAAAAAGUAAAUUUGUCAUUUGCUUUAAGAAUGAUGGAUAAAUACUCUAAAAUGUGAAAUUACAUAAUAUUUAAAAAUUUACCUAAUCUACAUAAUGUAGAAUAGCAUUUUAAAAGAGACCCAUUUGUUAUAAAACAGAAACUUUAUUUUUCCUUGUGAUUCUUGUAACUCUACUACCUCAGUAGACUCUUUUUUCUUAUCUUGAACCUUGGUAGGUCCCAUAAAUUGGUUUUUCUCAGUCACUUGGGUAGAAAGUCUUUGGUCAGCUUAGUUAGACAUUUUAGAUUACAGAUUUUAGUAAUUAAGAGGAUUGAAAUUACAGAUUUUUAAAAAAGAUUUGUAAUUAUUUAAAAUUACACAUUUACUUAAAGCUAAGCUCAGACAUGAUCAAGGCUGGUAGACUGCAGUGGGAAAAGGGUUUGGUGGGAGCAACUGCUCGAUGUUCACCAGUGAUUCGCGCUUCUUGUUGUUGAGAUAUCACUGUUCAGCCAGUGACCACAUUUCCCUACUGCCCUCUAUCUGUGAGACCAUGUGACUAAGGCCAUGUGAAAUGGAGUCUGUGCCAUAAGAUUUCUUGCACUAUCUUCCAUUCUAUUCCCCAGUCUGCUAGGUGUAUGCCCACACCCAUGCAAGCCUGGUGACAGCAGUUUAUAGUAAUUUGGUUCUAGGAUGUGAAGAGUAGGUCCUCUUUUCAUUAACUCUAUUCUUCCUUCUACAGCUAACUUGACUUAAUGUGAACAAGAAAUAAACUGUCUUGGGUACUGAGAUUUUAUUUCUGUACUUUCUUCUCUCCUCCCUCCUUCCCCCUCCCGCCCAUUGGCCUCGUAUUAGGAUCUUUGCCUGCUAUUCUCUGACAGAAGCCAGUGGUUCUCCAGUGUGCUUUUGGACCAGCAGCAUUAGCAUCACUUGGGGAUUUGUUAGAAAUCAAGCUCCUCUGGCUCCACCCUGGACCUUCUGAACCAGAAACUUGCUGGUGCACAGCGCGUGGCAAGCUGGGUGUUAAGGCUUCUUUCAAUUCUGAUGCAUGCUCAAGAUCACCAUCUAUAGAGAUAGGCCUUUUCCUGGGUGAUGUGCUUUUGAUUUCUCCCUCAUUUCCUGUUUACUAGCAUAGGGAUUUGCUGCAUUAAGGUCUCACCGACUCACUGUAAAAUGGUUACAGGCCAGUUUCCCUGUGUGAAAUACGCAUUCUUUGCAUUCAGACAGAGGCUGUUUCCAAUUAACACUUCUAGCAGACAAGAACUAAUUAACAAGUCUCAAAUUUAAUUUUUUUUUUUUUUUUCUCCCAACUGGAAUAUGUUUGGUGUAGACCUUGGGACCAGAGACCCCCAAAGGACAUUCUGGUUUAUCUUAAUUGUUUCACAAAUGUUCCACACCUCCUCCCCCAUACCUUGGUCAAUGAGCAAGAUGGAAAUGGCUCUUGAACAACUCAACAACCAUUUCUCUUUUGACUUUUUAAAAAAUACAUUGCUGUGCGAGGAGUGUUGGGCUGAGGUACAAAACCAAUUUGGGACUACUUUGAAAAUCCUUGCAUGUAAGAAAUGAAAUAAUUUAACAUUGUUAAGAGUCACAACAGUUACUUGUAAAUUUGUGUGUGUGUGUGUGUGUUUAUUGAGGGGAGAGGUAUUGAUGGAUUGCAAUGCCAUAGGUUAGCUUCACUUUAGCUCAGAGCUGAUCAAGGAGUUCUGUGCAGUUGCAUCUGACGUAACUCUUGAUAUUACAGUGGAAUGAAACAUUAGUGUUCUGAUAGUUGCUGCAAUUUUAAAAACUUACCAUACAUGGACUUUUGUGAGGAUUAAAACACAUCUCUGGACAUCUGUUUAUGAUGAAUAUUCCUGAAAGAUCGAUUUGCCAGGGCCAGUGUUGUGGAGUGGGUUAAGCUGCCGCCUGUAACACUGGCAUCCCAUAUAAAUACCAGUUCAAGUGCAGGUGCUCUGCUUGCAAUCCAGUUCCCUGCAAAUGCGCCUGGGAAAGCAGAGAAAGAUAACGCAAGUACUUGGGCCCCUGCAAACCAUGUGGGAAAUCCAGAUGGAGUUCGAAGCUCCUGGCAUUGGUGUGGUCCUAGCUGUUGAGGCCCUUUAGGGAGUGAACCAGUGGAUGGAAGUGUGCAUGUUGUCUCUAACAGCCUUUCAAGUAAAAUAAUUUUAAAAAAUUGAUGGAACAAAGUAAAAUGUCUGCAAGAAUCAACGCAAGUUGUUCUUGAAAUGCCUGAUGCUCAAACUGUGGAAACGUUUAACUUCAUUUUAUUGAUUGAGGGCCCAGGCAUUUUGUUUUUAAAUGAAUGCUAGAAAUUUUUUUAGAUGCAUGUAUUCAUUUGAAAGAGUAAUAUGGAGGAGAGAGAGAAAGAUCUUUCAUCUACUAGUUUAUUUUCCAAAUGGUUGCAACAGCUGGGCUGGACCAGGCUGAAGCCAGGAGCCAGGAGCUCCAUUUGGGUCUCCCAUGUAGUUGGCAGGGACUUAAGUCCUUAAGGCAUCAUCUGCUGUUUCCUAGGCACAUUAACAGUGAGCAGAAAAUGGAGCAGCCAGUACUGGAACCAACACCCCUAUGUGGGCUGCCAGUGUCCCAGGUGGUGGCUCAAUGCACUGUGCUACUGAGUCCAUCCCCUGAUGUUGAUUUAAAGAAAUCUGCAGGUGAUUCUGCACAGUGGUUCAAAAGUUUUAUUAGUCAGUGUUCUGUUAAUUGGUGACAAAAUGUUAUGCAAGAAGAUGAAUUUGUUGGAAGGAUAAUCGGAUAUGUUACAUGACUGAACAAACUGAAGAUGAUAUGGAUGGAAUUGAGUUAGUUGCCCUAUAGACUCUCCUGAUUAGCUCCAUUCUCUGGACAGACCAACUUCUUUAAUGAUACGGGUGGAGAACAUGGCUGCUAACAGGUCCCAAGUGUUAGGUCUUUUUCUAUCUUUCUUGUUAGCUAAGUGUGAGGAAUUGGUGUUUACAUACCUGAUUCCAACUGGACCAAUCAGCUGGGGCCUGGAUCCUGUAAAAAUGAACAGUCCCCACUAUGUCCAUGUAUGGAGGAAACCAUCCAUUUUUCAGAGAAAGGAAGUGGUGCUGAGCUGACAAACUGUAGCUAUACAUGGCAAAUUAAGCACAUGCAAAGUAUGAUAUAAAUAGCCAAAUUAAACAGAUUGUCACAAUCAUGUUCUUGUGGAGGAUAGUUUACCCCAGUUUCUUGACUCUAUUCAUUUAAUGGAUGUUUAUUGUGGUUCUUUCUCUCUGCCUAAGUGAUUUAGGUUUUGGAUGUGUGGGGAGGGAGAAGGAAAUGUAAGAAAGAUAAAUUAAAAUUUGAAAGCAGUUUUUGUAUUAAUCACCCCUCCAUUACAGUACCCUCAGAAGAACCAUGCUGCUAGUUAUGUUCCUGUUUUACUUAUUCAAAACAGCUUGUCCACAUUAUCUUC